AUGGCGUCCAUCCAAGCCCGCGACGUUAACACGGCUCCUGUCACUGCCCCGGCAGACGCGAAGACAGAGGAGCAGCUGCCUGAGAAGGUCGACGAGCGGAGACCUCACUCGGGUGGCGAGAAGGAUGUCUUUGUAGACAUCGACGGAGAGAAGGACCCCGUCGAGGAGGAGGAGUCCGAAAUCCUCGACAACAGGUUUCCCUUCCCGCCUUUGAAAGGCAUUCCCGAUGAGGAGCAGCAGCUGUCCAUUCGUGCCCUGGUCAUUGGUAUCAUCUUAGGAGCUGUUGUCUCGGCAUCAAACAUCUACCUUGGUCUCAAGACUGGCUGGACAUUUGGCGCUUCCUUGUUUGGCGGCAUCCUUGGUUUUGCAAUCAUCAAGCCCCUCUCCAGAGUUGCCCCCAGGUUUUUGGGCGGAGGCUACUUCGGUCCCAAGGAAAAUGUCACUGUUCAGACCGCUGCGACCGCUGCCGGUGGUUUAGGUAUUAUUUUCGUGGGGCCUAUCCCUGCUAUGUACAAGAUGGGUCUUAUGUCAGAAAAGGCUGAGGAUGAUUUUGGAAAGCUUGUCACAUUCUCUAUCUGCACAGCUUACUACGGACUGUUCUUCGCCAUCGCCCUUCGAAAGUUCUACAUCCUCAAGCUCAAGCUCAUCUUCCCCUCUCCUACGGCCGUGGCAUACACCGUUCGAGCCCUGCAUGCAGGUGGUGCCGCCAGUGAGGCUAGCGGCCGCAGGAAGGCAAAGGCACUCGCUAUUGCGUUUGGUGGCGCCGCUACUCUGCGUGUUGUCUCCAUCUACGCCCCCGGUAUCCUGUGGGAUCAUCACGUCUUCUGGUGGCUGUAUACCUGGGGAUGGGACGGCAUCAUUGCCGCCGAAUCCUGGGGCUGGGUCUUCGAAUACACACCGGCUUUCAUCGGUGCUGGUAUCCUCUCCGGCAUGAACGCGUCCCUCUCGUUCUUCGGAGGAAGUGUGCUUGCAUGGGCCCUCAUCGGACCUCUGACUGUCAAAUACGGCGCAGCCUUUGGAAGCCCAAUGUAUGCGGACGAGGAAACUGGCGUUGACCCCUUCCCAGGCUUCAUGUACUACAACUCCUUGUCAAACACGGAGACCAAGCCUUCUCCACGGUACUGGAACCUUUGGGUUGGAAUCAUGUUGAUGCUCUGCGCUUCGUUUGCCGAGGUCGCCAUGAACGGCCCGGUCCUGUACCGAGGCAUGAAGAGGGCCUUCUUCGAGACCGCCGACAAGAUUCCCCAGACACGGGCCUUCGCAUCGAAGCAUCUCACCAACGAGGAGCGAGAAAUCGAGGACCCAUCUCCAAAGUCGGAGCAGGUGCCAACCUGGACCUGGUCUGGCGGUGUUCUCAUAUCCAUCGCCCUGUCCAUGAUCGUGCUGGCUCUUCAGUACCAGGUCAGCCCCGGCCUGACAAUCUUGGCUGUGAUCCUCGCUUUUAUCUUCAGCUUCAUCGCAGCACAGUCCUCCGGAGCCACUGACAUCAAUCCCGUCUCUACAUGUGCCAAGAGCUCACAGCUCGUCUUCGGUGGUGUCACACAAGGCCAGGGUCACUACGGCGAGGCAGCACAGCGUAUCAACAUGACCGGAGGAAUUGUCGCCGCAGGAGCAGCGGCCCAGUCCGUGGACAUGUUGGGAGACUUGAGAACCGGCUACCUCCUCGGUGCCUCGCCACGGGUGCAGUUCAUCGCCCAGGCUGUAGGCUCAGUCUUCAGCAUCGUCCUAUGCUGUGGCUUCUUCGUACUCUUCUCUGAAGCCUACCCGUGUAUUAUCGACCCCAAUCUCGAUGAGUGCCAGUUUGGUAUUCCUUCCGUCGCUGCUUGGCAGGCAACCGCCGUGGCUGUGACCGCUAAGAACUUCCCUGUCCCCUCAUCUUCGGGCAUUACUGCCGUCGUGCUGGGAAUCUUCUCUAUGGUCCUCGUUGCCGCCAAGUACCUCUGGAUCCCGAAGAAGUACCAUGUCUACGUCCCGAACAUGAACGCCGUGGGCCUGGCCUUCACGCUCCCGCAGACGCAGUACAGCACUGCCAUGGCUGUGGGUGCCAUUGCGAGCUACUUCUGGCUGAAGAAGAGCCCGCGCAGCUGGGACGAGUACGCAUACAGCAUAGCCGCCGGAAUGAGCGCCGGAGAGGGUAUCGGCGGUGUGGUCAACGCUAUCCUUCAGGUCGCCGGUGUCGCUGGUGAUACUAAGGGCAGUGCCGUGGCUUGCCCUGCUUACGAGUACUGCGGUUAG
Diaporthe amygdali is the source of this 2235-nucleotide messenger RNA. RefSeq names its product oligopeptide transporter. Bases 1 to 2235 code for a protein of 744 amino acids. Gene Ontology annotation, cellular component: fungal-type vacuole membrane. The transcript is spliced from 4 exons. Gene Ontology annotation, molecular function: oligopeptide transmembrane transporter activity. NCBI's taxonomy places the organism in Eukaryota, Fungi, Ascomycota, Sordariomycetes, Diaporthales, Diaporthaceae. The record is from RefSeq and is a predicted model, not a curated record.